CGCCCCCUCCGGUCCCUCCGCUCCCCUGGAAGGCGGUGCGGGUUUGCAGCUCUGCUUUCGCUUUCCCUUCCUGGUGCCCACUCCAGGCACCUCGUGCUGCGGUAGGCCCCCGCCCCGGUCAUGGCUACAUUCAGGGUCCAGCCUGAAGCCCAAGCCAAGGUGGAUGUGUUUCGUGAAGACCUGUGUAGCAAGACAGAGAACCUUCUCAGGAGCUAUUUCCCCAAGAAGAUUUCUGAGUUGGAUGCAUUCUUAAAGGAGCCAGCUCUCAGUGAAGCCAACUUGAGCAAUCUAAAGGCCCCAUUGGACAUCCCAGUGCCUGACCCAGUCAAGGAGAAAGAGAAAGAGGAACGGAAGAAACAGCAGGAGAAGGAAGACAAGAAUGAAAAGAAGAAAGGGGAAGAUGAAGACAAAGGUCCUCCCUGUGGCCCAGUGAACUGCAAUGAGAAGAUCGUAGCCCUCCUGCAGCGCCUAAAGCCCGAGAUUAAAGAUGUAACUGAGCAACUGAACUUGGUCACUACCUGGUUGCAGCUACAGAUACCUCGGAUUGAAGAUGGGAAUAAUUUUGGAGUGGCUGUACAGGAAAAGGUGUUUGAGCUGAUGACCAGCCUUCAUACCAAGCUGGAAGGCUUUCAUGCUCAGAUAUCUAAGUACUUCUUGGAGCGGGGUGAUGCAGUGGCCAAAGCAACCAAGCAACCCCAUGUGGGUGAUUAUCGGCAGCUGGUGCAUGAGCUGGAUGAGGCAGAGUACCGGGACAUCCGGCUGAUGGUCAUGGAGAUCCGCAAUGCUUAUGCUGUGUUAUAUGACAUCAUCCUGAAGAACUUUGAGAAGCUCAAGAAGCCCCGGGGAGAAACAAAAGGAAUGAUUUAUUGAGAGCCUCAUCACUCUUCUGUGAUGAGUAUGGCAGAGGACUUCCUGCUUUUUACCAGGACUCCAGACUUUCCCCUGUGUUCCUCCUUGUGAGGUUCCUCCCAAACAACAAUAAAUAUGGUCAUAUCAUUGCCCACCA
Jaculus jaculus (lesser Egyptian jerboa) is the source of this 1006-nucleotide messenger RNA. RefSeq names its product proteasome activator subunit 1 (gene Psme1). The record is from RefSeq and is a predicted model, not a curated record. Lineage: Eukaryota; Metazoa; Chordata; Mammalia; Rodentia; Dipodidae. Gene Ontology annotation, cellular component: nucleoplasm; cytoplasm; proteasome activator complex. Gene Ontology annotation, molecular function: endopeptidase activator activity. Gene Ontology annotation, biological process: positive regulation of endopeptidase activity; regulation of proteasomal protein catabolic process; regulation of G1/S transition of mitotic cell cycle. Bases 121 to 870 code for a protein of 249 amino acids. The transcript has 11 exons.